CGCCCGGUGACAUCGGCGCGCCGCCGGCCGUGAGCGGGUUCGGUGCAGCGUGCGCGCAAGCCGCGUCCAAGCCAGCGACUGGACGGUGCACACGGCUGCGGGGAAGUGGGGCGCGUGUGUCCGGUUCCCCGGGCAACGCAGCGGUCAACGGACCGCACCCCGGGCCGUUGACAGCGACGCUGGUCCACUGUCGUGCCGCCAGCACGACCGACCGUGCCGGCAUGGCCAUCGUUUCAGAGGGCGGCGCCAUGCCGACUAAGCUGGGAGACCAGGCCACGACGCCCACCACCAAGCGGAAGAACGCCUCACUCGGCUUCUUCUCCAACAUCUUCAAGCGGAAGCGGGAGGAGCCGGACCCGGCACAGGUGGUGCACUCUGCCGGUGAAGAGCCGCCGUCGCCGCGCGAGGCUGGCGCGGUCAGCGAUGACGCCGCACCUGGCCCGGAACCGAUCGUCAACAUCGAGCAGGACCUGCAGCGGCUGCAGAUGUCGCGCCAGGACAACCCGUUCCUGCAGCGACUGCACAGCAGCCGAGAGGAGCUGCCAGACGAGGAUCAGACCGACGACAGCCAGCUGGUGGUCCAGGACCCGGCGUGUAACAAGGAGCUGGCGCUGGCCGAGAUCCACUCGCACCUGGUUCGCAGUCCGCCGCCCAUCGCCUGGCCCCGUUCGAUCAAGUUCGACUUCGGCGACAUACACGAGUCGGCGCGGAUUGUGGAGGUCGUACCAAGAUCGAACCUGCGUCCGCUCGCGUCAAAAGAGAGGGACGAGGUGAUGGACCAGUGCUUGCAGGAUAUACUACAGACACAACGGUCGCUUCCGCUUCAAAAAGCAUCGACAGUUGACGAGACGUUCACGGGCCGGCUAAGCCCGUGCAGAAGUCCUCCCAAAGCGCCUCCCUCAGUCCGCUGCCUCAGCCCCAGACGAGGCCGGACGCCGCCCGACCGCGUCCUGAUGACCCAGCCGGCGGCGCCGGAGUCCGCCGCUCCCGACGCCCGGCUGGGCACGCCCCUGGCACCGCUCCGGCCGCCGCGACGCUCCGUUCAUGGGGAGUCUCGACUGGGUUUCCACUCCAGCAGCGCAAGCUUUCAGAGGAGUGGAGAUGCGUUCACAAGAAGACCAAACACAUAACCAAGCACAAGGGCUUGUUCUGCGCAGACGCACACCGCUCCGAUAACCCUGGCUGAUACUCGAGUCCAUGUCAAGUAGACAACUUGAGCUUGGAUGUUUCGUAGGCUUAAUUUGGUUUGUGACACGACAGAAAAAUGUGUACGGCAUGACGUGCAGUGUGUGAAUUUGAUAGAUUAUUUACAACGCUAAUCGUCCGAGCCUGGGGAUAGUCUAUAUUGUAUGCGUUGUGCUUUGUGCGUGUCGUGUGCCCAUGCCUAUUGCACACGGUACCUUAAUGUGGGUUGCGUGAAUCAGUACGCAUCAAUAGUGACGCCAGCUAUCACAAUGGAGACAGCUUAUGGCUUUCCGGGCUGUGGUCCAAUGUGCACGUUCGCAGCGCCGAGAAAGCACUAUCAACGUCAUGGACGCUUGGAUUCAACACCAUGAACACAUUCCCUGUUUUACUACCGCGAAUGCAUUUCCACUUUCGUGAACACACACUCGGCCCGGGACCACGACGGAAGAAGUGGCGUGAGAGACGGAGCUAGGUGAGAGGGAGCUGGGUGGAGAUGCAGAGCCAUUUCGCUCAGGUUUUAGAUGUCAGAUUCUACGUAGACGGCGUGAUUGUGACAGAAUGUGAACCAGACAAUACCAUUGUGUCUGUUGUUAGACAGCCAUGUACGGCCGAAGGACCUGGGUCAGAAUCGUGAAUGUGCUGCACUGGAGACAGCUUUGACUUGUGAUGCGUCGAUCUCGGGCGGCUAUGACCGACAGCGGGAGUCUGGUGAGGAGAUCAUAAGUUGUGAAACACUGUGUGAUUUGUUUUGUCUUUGAAAACAUCGUUUAUGAAGUAAGCUAUGUGCGUGUAAUGAAGCGCAGGUUUGAUGCCCAUUUCCAACAUGCAAAAUAAGAUUACUAGAAGCUACAGUGUCAUUCUUUUUUCUUGCUUGUACUGCUACCGUUUCAAGUGUAUAUUGUGUUGCAAUAUCUGUCACAAUUGCUAGAACGAUUUAAAAUCGGGAUAGUCUGAAUGAAAAAAUGUAGUUUGCUGUUAAACCAUGAAAGUAGUCCGUUUCCGUGGCAAAAA
This is a messenger RNA of Pollicipes pollicipes, 2196 nucleotides long. RefSeq lists its product as uncharacterized. The record is from RefSeq and is a predicted model, not a curated record. NCBI's taxonomy places the organism in Eukaryota, Metazoa, Arthropoda, Thecostraca, Pollicipedomorpha, Pollicipedidae. Bases 222 to 1130 code for a protein of 302 amino acids. The transcript is spliced from 8 exons.